CGUAACUUUUCUACACAAACUGACUUUUCGCAGUGCAGUUUUUAAUUGUCAAUUUACAACACAAAACUACCAAAACGGGCUCUUUUGUAUAGGGGGUUUAUUCAUGCUUUAAUCGGCGAAAUAAUCGAAUAGUCUUUUAUUCCGCGCAAAGAGAGAGUGAAAAAUGAUGUCAACCAGUUGUGCGAGCAGUGUUUCCGGCCACAAAUUGUCGUCUCAAAGCCAAAACGAUAAUCGAAGCAAAUCGUGCGAUACAAACUGCACUUCGAAUUCGAGCUGUUUUUUCAAGCGAAGAAAACCGAUGAAUCCGCUCGCCUACUCAAUGCGUCCCACAAUUCACAAGGUAAAUAAUCCAGUUAAACAGAGAGUGAUGUCUGCAAAGCUUUUGAAACUGCGCCAACUGCAAAGCCAAUUAAAUGACGCCAAUUUUCAUUUGGCCGAGGUAGCCAGAGAAAAUCAAACGUUGAAAACUCUGCAGAAAAGACAAGACAAAGCUCUUUCAAAGUAUGAAAACACCAAUUCGGAUCUGCCACGGCUCAUACAUUCACAUGAAGAGGAAAUCCGAGUGUUAACUGAGAAAAAUAAACAUUUGAAGAAAGCGGUAAAAGAUUUGAUGGAGCAGCUGAAGCAAAAGGAGGAUGAGUUGAGUAAAGCGAGGGAACAACUGGCGCAUCUGGAAAAACUGAACAGAGACAAACAUCUCACCCAAAGGGAGAAGCUGACUGAUUUGAUGGAAGAAUGUAAAAUCAAGCUGCAGAAAAGCGAAGAACAAGUGAGUACGUUGAACAGGAAACUGCUGCUCGAAAGCAAGUCUUCGAAACAAAGGUUGAACUCAGAAAUUGUUAAGCAUAAGCAAUGUCAAAAGGAGCUGUUGCAUGCAUUUGAUGAAAUCGAUCGACUUAGUGGCUUAUUAGAUGCCAAAGAAAAUAUGGUACGUCCACGAAAUUCUAGAUUUAAUAGAAUGCCGAUGAAAGAGCCCAUAUCAAUGACGACUUUAAAGGCUUAUCAACCAAUAAACAGAAAUUUUAGUAAUGAGAAAUUACCUUCCCAAACACCCGUUACCGAAGUUAAGCUGGAGCCAAUUACGAAUGGAACCAGUGCCAAAGACCUAGAAAAUAUACAUCGCAAAAACCAAAACGAGUUCAAAGCUCCAAUGGAAAAUAUCAGACAAAGACUUUCAGCAGGCUCAGGAAAAUUCAAUCAAGAUACUAACAAUGCUCACCCUCAAAGCUCAGAUGUGUCAACUGAAAGUAGUGACAAUUCACCAAGUAGUUUCAAGGGAAGGCCCAAAAGCUCCAUGAAGUUGGAAAAACUUCCUUGCGUGCAAGAAAAACAGAGAAUAAGAACGAAAAUGAAAUCAGAUAAUGAUGACACCACAGUUGAAAUUAAUAAUGAGAGGAUGGUUCCAAGUAAUGGUAGUGACGAGGAGGAUGAAGAUGUGAAGAAUGAAAACAUUGUUGUGUGGUACGACCGGAAUAAGCAGGACUUAUCAACGGACUGCAUUAAUAGCGUCAGACCCAAAAUAACCCAACAACAUUUCGGAGAGUCAGAAAAAGACAGUUCGUCAGGAAAUACCUCUGAUGCUGAUUUUAGAGAGACGCUUCAGCAAAUCGAAAAAAGUGACCAUGAACAGGAAAAUUUACUUGAUCAGUCCGAAGAAUCCAGAAGAGGCAGCGAUGGGUCCACAUCUGCGAGUGUCGAAUCCGAACAAGAUAUCGAGAAAAUGGCCGAAAAUUUAGAUAUGGCUAUACAAAAAGCUGCCGAUAAUUCCAAAGAGGAAUUUGAUAAAAAUUUAAGUGAUUAUUGUACAGACGUACUGAGCAACGUUAAAAGUUGCAGUAAAGUAAUAGAACUUCACAAAGAUAGCUUGAAACACUCCAAAAACGAUACGCAGACUCUACUGGAAACUUUCCAAAAUACUGAAAAGGUAGAGGCAAAACUGAAACACUCAUUCUUCAAUUUGGAAGAUGAUAUGGAUUUCGUGAAAGAAAUUUUAAAUGAAGAACACAAAUUUCAAAUGGAGCACAAAGGUAAUAAAUCGUCUCGCGAGAAAAAUGGAAAAAUGGAGAAGAAAUCGAUGGUAAACUUGGAGAACAAGAAAAAACUGUUGGCUACUCUGCGCGCUAUCGAUAAUGACGAUAGUGUGGAUGAAAAACAUGAAUCUGUUGCAAAAGACUUGUUUGGAAAGGUCCACGUCAGAAACUAAUUUUCAAAUUUAAGAACUCUAAACACCUAUAAAUAUCUACUUAUUUUUAUGCAUAUUUCAUAUAUUUAUGUAUGUUAUUUAUGUAAAUAAUAAAGGCUAUUAUGUGUU
Dendroctonus ponderosae (mountain pine beetle) is the source of this 2311-nucleotide messenger RNA. RefSeq names its product lebercilin-like protein. The transcript is spliced from 7 exons. Gene Ontology annotation, cellular component: axoneme. The record is from RefSeq and is a predicted model, not a curated record. Gene Ontology annotation, biological process: intraciliary transport. Bases 164 to 2203 code for a protein of 679 amino acids. Lineage: Eukaryota; Metazoa; Arthropoda; Insecta; Coleoptera; Curculionidae.